AUGUCAGAACAAUCUUCUUCUUCAACUAUGAAACAAACUUGGAGAGGAUUAAUAAAAAAUGAAAACAGAAAGAGGAUAGUUGCUAUCCUCUUCAAAACCAUGGAACUCUCAGGAUUAUCUGAUACUGAGAAGUUUCAAAAAGCAAAAAAAUGGGAGGAAGAUAGCCUCAAAAACGCUAGUUCUGGAGCUCAAUACAAAUUAUUUAUUGAGUCUAAAAUACCAAUACCAAGACUACCAAGGGCUCCAGAACCACCUAAGAAAAGACGAGACCAGCUUAUCCAGCAGCAACAACAAUCGGCUGCUCCGAAUUCUGGAACUAAAAGGGGCCAUGAUGAAAUGGAUAAUGAUAAUGGAGAUAAUAAUCAAGCUGAAUCAUCCAAGAAAAGAAAUACUUCCGAUUAA
Molecule: messenger RNA, 402 nt
Organism: Diversispora eburnea
Lineage: Eukaryota; Fungi; Glomeromycota; Glomeromycetes; Diversisporales; Diversisporaceae
Source: the annotation of a GenBank genome assembly